AUGGCUGGACGAGGACGCGGACGUGCCAACACGCUGCCGGCGUGGAUGACUAAGCAGGGACUUAACGAGCCGCCUGCUGGGCCUGCACCCGACUCGCGUCCACCCCCGUCGACUGAAGGCCCUCCACCGCGCAAAGGCCAGUUCGAUGAUGCGCCCGAGCCGAAUCGCGGGCCAAUGACACCCAACAACAUGGGCAUGCCGUCAGGCGGUAAGCGGCGCUCGCGCUCUCGGGAUCGCGGAAAUGGGCCUAACGGUGAUAUGAGAGGGCCGCCACCCAGGCCAGACCGACCCAGGUCGCGCUCUCAAGAUCGCAGAAACGGCGCCAACGGCGACAUGAGAGGACCACCACCCAGGCAAGACCGACCGAGGUCGCGUUCUCAAGAGCGCGGAAAUGCCCCCAACGGCAACAUGAGAGGGCCACCGCCCAGGCAAGAGCGACCCAAGUCGCGCUCUCGUGACCGAGGUAACGGACGAGGCCGAGGCCAUGGCUUUGAUUCGGACCGUCGUCAAGAAGACUCGUUCCGACGCGGACCGCCCCGUGGACGCUCUCGCUCGCGAUCUCGUGAACGUCAGGACAAUCGUGGAGACUACCGGCGUGGAGGAGAUCGCUAUGAAGACCGUGGAUACGGUUAUCGCGGACCUAGAGAUAACGGACGGCCGAUGCGCAGGGAGGAAGAAGCAACGGAGCGCGGCUACCGACGCCCUGCACCUAAUGGACACGAUGAUCGUACGUCCCGCAGAUACGCGUCGGACUACCAGCCGUAGACGUAAACCUCCCAUGUUUUUUCAAGGUUUGAAGAUUCAAGUUUUUAAAAACAAAUGCACGAAAAGUAUUUGAGAUCGAA
Molecule: messenger RNA, 845 nt
Organism: Phytophthora infestans T30-4
Lineage: Eukaryota; Oomycota; Peronosporomycetes; Peronosporales; Peronosporaceae
Exons: 1
Coding region: 1-765 (254 amino acids)
Source: RefSeq, a predicted model, not a curated record